This is a messenger RNA of Dicentrarchus labrax (European seabass), 4204 nucleotides long. RefSeq names its product RNA binding fox-1 homolog 1, like (gene rbfox1l). Gene Ontology annotation, biological process: regulation of alternative mRNA splicing, via spliceosome; nervous system development. Gene Ontology annotation, molecular function: mRNA binding. Gene Ontology annotation, cellular component: nucleus; cytoplasm. The record is from RefSeq and is a predicted model, not a curated record. Lineage: Eukaryota; Metazoa; Chordata; Actinopteri; Moronidae. The transcript has 12 exons. Bases 320 to 1471 code for a protein of 383 amino acids.
CUGAUGGACACACAGAAGCUCACUUGCUUUCUCUUUCAGUGCUCUAUAUCCUGUCUUUUCCGGACAGGACGUCGGUUAUUUUGUGGACUUUCUUUGUGUUUUCUUCUUUGACUAAUCUGCAAGGUUAAAUAAGAGUCUUAACUUUCUUUCCCCUCGCCCUCUUGGAUCUCCUGUUUUCUCUUGUUGGGAUUUUUUUCCUCUUUUUUUCCAGCCUGACUGCCAGCUCUCUUGUGUGCAUAUCAAUCCUUCCUUUUCCCCUGCUCUCCUUUUCCUCCCAUCUUCCACCGUUCCCUGUCUCCUUGUGCGUAGUGUUUGGGCUAUGCUCUCCUCACCCACUGUGAUACUCCAGCCUUAUGGACUCCCUGUCUACCCACAGACAACCACAUGCUACCCCAGCAUAGUUCAGGGAGGCCCCACACAGGAGGGCGGCCCCGGUGGCGGCGACCCUGCCCUGCCUCAGGUCUACGCCCCUCCUCCCUCCUACCCACCGCCAGGUCAGGGUCCGCCAGCGUCUGCAGGCAGACUCCCACCUCUUGAUUUUAGCUCUGCACAUGCCAGUUCAGAGUACCCCGAACAUCCCCAACUCAGAAUCUAUCAGGGCCCUCAGCUCGAAGGGGCGGAGGUUCUCGCAUCCAGUAACACGGAGGAUGCUUUGGCCCCUGUGACCUCUGACCCCCAAUCUCUGAGCGUGUCGGUAUCAUCAGGGGGCGGAGCAGGAAGUGGAAGUGAUGAGGAGGGGUCAGGUAAGGCCCAACCGAAACGCCUCCACGUCUCCAAUAUCCCGUUCCGCUUCAGAGACCCAGACCUCCGCCAGAUGUUUGGGCAAUUUGGCAAGAUCCUUGAUGUGGAAAUUAUCUUCAAUGAGAGGGGGUCCAAGGGCUUCGGGUUUGUCACCUUCGAAAGUGCAGCUGAGGCCGACCGGGCAAGAGAAAAGCUGAAUGGGACGAUUGUGGAAGGGAGAAAGAUCGAGGUUAACAAUGCCACUGCAAGAGUAGUGACCAAGAAGCCCCAGACGCCUCUUGUGAAUGGUGAUAUUUCAACUUCUGGAUGGAAGAUCAACCCUGUCAUGGGGGCGAUGUACGCACCUGAACUCUACACAGUUGCCAGUUUCCCAUACCCUGUAGCAGCUCCCACACUGGCCUACCGGGGCUCUGCGCUGCGUGGUCGAGGCAGGGCCGUCUACAACACGAUUCGCUCUGCUGCAACCACACCUGCUGCUGUGCCCGCCUACCCCGGGGUGGUUUAUCAGGAUGGACUGUACGGAGCAGAAGUUUAUGGUGGCUAUCCUACAGCUUACAGAGUGGCUCAAUCAGCGUCUGCUGCCACAGCAACCUACAGUGAUGGAUACGGACGGGUUUACACCACAGCUGCAGACCCUUAUCACCACUCAGUUGGACCAACAACAACAUAUGGCGUUGGUACAAUGGCCAGUUUGUACAGAGGAGGAUACAACCGCUUCACCCCAUACUGAGCCGCCCCGGCUGUGGGAGGGGAGCUAGAGACGUCUCUCUUGAACUCUGGGAUUGGCUGAUCUGAUGUGGACGCUGCAGGACAGAUUGUGAGAUCCUUAAACUUUGGAAAUGUGGAAAUGGUUUUACCUCCCGAAUCCAUCACAACCUCUCCUCGAGAGACUAAACAGACUGAAGUUGUAAAUACCGUAGGACCCAUUUACUGCCCAUUCGACUGAUGAAUACUUAGCACCUGGAAGAGGGUGUUGUGUAAUAUAUAAACAGUUGCUGAAUUGUUUUCUGGAUUUAAAGAGUGUUGGUAGAUGGCUCACACUACGGGGGGGGGGUCUGAAAAUACUGUGAGAAAGAUUUUAUUUUGUGAGUAAUAUCUGGGAUUUUUCACGGGUCAAACUGUACAAAAAAAGAACAUUUUGUGCAAUGUUAAAUGACUUAUUUUUGAUGGUAAUUAUUUACUAAAAUCUCUGUUUGAGUGUUUGUGUGUGUGAGUGUGUGUGUGUGUGUGUGUGUGUGUGUGUGUGUGUGUGUGUGUGUGUGUGUGUGUGAGUGAGUGUGUGCGUGAGAGCAUAUGAGUGAGGUUAUUGUUCCCGACUGAGAGACAGCUGUGACACUGGUAUCAUUAUUACAAAAGCAGAACUAAUGUUUGUCUGGAUGUAGCUGGAAUUUCAUUUUGUCGUUUUAUUUGCCUUUCUAACAAUCUACCUCUCAUACAUUUCUAGCUUUUAAUAUACAGCUGUCAUUAUUAAUCCUCUAUCGCUUUUGUGUCUGUGGGCUUUCUUUCUCUUCACCUUUCUUCCUGUGAAUCCUAACUAAUAUAGUUUUCUGUGGCUCUGUAUCUCACUGUCCGACGAGCCUGUUACCUUUCUAGUCCUUUCUGUUAUUUCUUCAGGGAGGUUUUUUUCUUUCCUGAGCUGCUCUAAAAAAAAAACCCCUGUUUUACAUCCACACAGUCAUACAAAAUUCACAGCUGGGAGUUGGAGUUAAGAAGCAGUCUUUUGUUGUUGGCUUUACUACACAAUGUGAAGAUUAAAGGCCUCGCUCAAAGGCUUGCUUCUCCCAUCUUAUCUCAUACAACUGCCCACUGUGUAUUCUACUGUUGCCCUGUUUCACUCUUUACUGUCCUCUUUUUCCUGUAUUUUCUCUCUAUUCUUCACUCAGAACUGCUGAACGCCUCCUUUACUUGUGUUGAUAAUUUCCUCUUGGCCUGGUCUUUGUUUCUGUUGCACUCUUUUUCUCUGCUGUGUUUGAUGUUUACCUCUAAAUAAAACUUGUUUUCUCUCUCUCUUCCUGUUCUGUCCUUUAUUGAUUCGUAACAUUUCCCAUCUUUUGUUUCUUCACAUCUCCUUAUUCACAUGGUUGUUUUUUCUGCUGCAUUAGAAGCAACAACUUGUGAUUUAUUGGCCAUAAAAUUUAAUGUAAAAGCAUAAUCUCCAUCAGGCCUCACAGAGAAACUGAAGCAGCCUCUUUCCUUCUACUCCUUGCUUGUAUUUACUCUGCUUCCUACUUGUAUUUCUUUUCUCAUUUCAGUGCAUACUUCCUUGUCAGCUCACUUCCUUUUUUUCCCUCUAGUCUGCUCUUCUCUCUUCUUCCUUCAGUCGUUCUCUGCACCACUACAGGAAACGCAUAUUCAUGAAAUUCAGCCUCCGUCUGUCUGUCUUUUCUAUUUUUUCUUCUGAGUUCUUUAUUUUCUUUAGUAGUUGUACUAGUAUAAGAUUUGCCAUAGACUUUAAUCUUCUUUCUGCUUUUUAACUCUAAUAUUUUCUCUCUGAUUGGCUGCAACGUUUGCUUAUGACUUUCUCUCUUUUUGCUUAAAUCUUCUCUUUUCAUUUUCUCUCUUCUGCUCCUGUAUACUUUGUAGGUAUAGCUUUAAUUUCUUGUCAUUAAAUUAGCUUUUUUGCUCUUUUGCUCAUUAGUGCUUAGUUUUCUCUCUGUCUUUAGUUUAUUUUUAUAAUUCUGAGCUCUACUUUUGCUCAUUUCUUUUUCCUCUGUAGUUGCUCUUUUGCUCUUCAUAGUUUCCUCCUACUGGACAGCCAGGCUGUGUUUCAUGACAAAUCAAAUUGUAAGAAGUCUCAAACUGUGCAGUUGAGAUGAAUUACACAGCUGUAGAUUUGUAGCUUUUAAUUCACCUUUAACGAUAAAACUUUGUAAUUAUAUUUAAAGUAGCUUUUAUAACUAAUGUUGUUAUAUGGGGUUUAAUGAAGUCAAGUAAAAUAACACUUUAUUGUAUUUUAAAACUUCCCUUAGUGGUUUAUGCAGAAACGUCUUACUUUGAUUCUUUUUCCACUUUCAAUUUAGUUUUCUGUAUAAAGCUUUUAAACUUUUUUCUUGCCGUUUCCUCUUUUCUUUAUUUGCCUAUUUUCCCCCUUUUAAACAGCAUUACUCAAUCCUCUAUUCUUUUAACUGAUUGCAUGUAUUUGAACAUAUUCAUUUCUUCUAUAUUUGCUUACUGCUGUAUUUUCUAUCCUUUCCUCUCUAAUUUCAACUUUUCUCUAAGUUUUUCUCAUUUCUCUGCCUAAAAACUAACCUUUGUAUUUUUCCAAGUACACCAUUCAAUUCAUUUUCAUGACUUUUACCUCAAAUGUGUCAGCUCAAUGUGUCGCAUGAAAGGAAAAAUCUGGAAGGAAAUGCCUUUAUUGUAUCAAGCAGCCAAGCUAGUCUCUUGCUUGUAUGUUUUGUGUUACAGGUGCCUCUCACUCAGUAUUUAUAACAUUUCACAAUAAAGUUAAUGAAAAACUUGA